Messenger RNA from Triplophysa rosa, 3056 nucleotides. RefSeq names its product linkage group 22 C21orf91 homolog (gene lg22h21orf91). NCBI's taxonomy places the organism in Eukaryota, Metazoa, Chordata, Actinopteri, Cypriniformes, Nemacheilidae. The transcript has 5 exons. The coding region runs from base 162 to 1010 and encodes 282 amino acids. The record is from RefSeq and is a predicted model, not a curated record.
UGUGCCUGUACUUGUAGUAGCUAACUGCUUGCUGUCCGCUUCAAUAACAAUACACCCGCCGUUCUAACAGCGUGGCUUGCCUCUAAGGUCAGCCAAUUUCUGUGUCUUUUUUCCGGAUUGUCUCGAAAUUUCUUCUGACAACGUAACGCUUCAGAAGCAGCAUGGAAGAAGAGGAACACUUUGUAAACAUAGACCUGAACGAUGACAACAUCUGCAGCAUCUGUAAGAUAGAGACGGACACAGGAACACUUUCCUUCUGCCAUGUUUGCUUUGAGCUGAGCAUAGAGGGCGUAUCCAGUGCCACCCUGUUGCACUCCAAAUCUCUACGUGGGCAUAGGGACUGCUUCGAGAAGUACCAUCUCAUCGCCAACCAGAAGCUCUCCCACGCCAAGGCCUCCCACAGUGCGUACGAGGGCGUGAAACGGGCCUUGAGCCAGCGAAUCGACCGCAUUAUACAGUACGCGCAGAACAGAGACUCCAUAUCCGCAGAGUCACCUGGGCGCUGGGGGCCCAAACAGAUUAUGUGCCACACCCAACAAGGCGGAAGAAAGCUCGUGCCCCAAUCUGAAGCCCAGGUGCCGCGCUACUCUCCACGAUGGGCUGAGGAGGCAUCAAAGGCCGAGUCAGAAUAUGGUAAAACCAUGCUAGACUGCCACUCCGCUGAGGAGCUUGGUCUCGGCCUACUGCAUCAGGGACUGUGGGCCGGAGAGAGACGGGAACAGAAGAAACAGCAGGAUACUGCCAGACAGAGGAGACGCAUGGGACACGGUCGAGAAGAAUUGGUGAGGAUGAGUGUGGAUGAGCUUCGACAGUUGAACGAGCAGCUGCGUCUACAGAUACAAAAUGUGUUUGAAGAGCUCUCCGUAGCUGUCCAGGAGAAGGACUCUCUUUCAUCAGAGCUGCACGUGCGACACGUAGCCAUCGAGCAACUCUUCAAAAACUGUGCCAAGCUGCCGUGGCUUCAGAUCGGGAGAGCGGGGAUCAAAGCUACAAACAGCCCUGUGGAAUGAGAGCUUGUGGGGACACCGGAGACUCUUAACUCCCGGACCAUAGUUCCACGAGAACUCCCUUUGGAGAUCACUCCUGGACUAAUGGGAAACGCACUAUUUCUAAAGUGUGCUCAUGAGAAUUUGAGGUCAUGCUCAAGGUGGCUUCUGAGUUUUAUGCAGAACUUGAAAUAGAAAGGUGUUAUGGACUUUGGAAGUUGAAAAGUGAUGCAGUGUUUUGGCGUGUCCAAAGUGUUUCUAUGCAGACUGAGGUGUUUUUUUUACUUAUAGCCUAUUUUUGUUUCCCUUUUCUUUCUGUUCUGGUUAUAUUUUGUGUCUUGUGUAAUUCUCUUAAAUCACGGUUUACACUUUACAUUUGGGGUGGUUUAUAGACUUGAAUUAGUCUGACAACCUUCCUAUUGCACAUCUGUGCUUGCUGAUUGGCUGUGGUGUUGCUGUGGUAACUGUUGCUUAGUUAACAGAUUUAUCCUCCCUCUGCUUAUUGUAGUGGAACUUAUUAAUGACUGAGGAGCAGGUGGGGUUGUUCCAUUGCUCCAAGAUAUAGUUCACUGUCAUGCCGAGGUCUUACAUGAAUCUUGUUUGUUUACGUUAGUUUUCACUCUGAAAGCUAAACAACAUGGUGCUAGUGUUUAGCUUGGGUGACUUGUUAACAUUUUACAGGUGCUUUCGCCCCAUCAAACAGUCGUUUUAUGGAUGAAUGCUUGCGAAUUUGGUAGAAAAAUUACAUUUGGGACCGUUCUGCUCGUCGCUUGAUCUGAUGUCAAAGAAAUAGAUUACCCAAAAAUGAAGUUUGUCAUGUCACCCUCAUGUCAUUCCAAACUCUCAUGACUUCCUUCAGUGAAGCACGAAAGGAGAUGUUAUACUGGAUGUUACGCACACACGCUUUCUUUGGAAGAAAGAAAGUUACAGAGGUUUGGAAUGACAUGGUGGGUACCUGAGUAAAUUUGUAUGUUAAUAUAAAAUAGCCCUUUAAGCACAGAUUUAAAGCCUAAACUUGGCUUACAUUUUUUUAUUAAUUUGUAAUAAUAUUGAAACAAUAUCUUCAACCAGCUGAAGAAAGAAAACUUAACCAAAGCAAUUGUUACUUUAAAGUAACUAUUUCAGUAUUUAUUUUGGUUGAACAGUUGUUUGCUUUACAAAUAUUUUAAACCAGAUGUGCUCACUAAUGGAUUGUGUAUGGUGCACCAGUUUUGUCAGUAUCCCCAUUCCUAAUUUAAUGCUUUUCUUAUUUUUGAGUGGCUUGUUUUUCCUAUAUGUUGUGUAUACAAUGUUUUUGCUGUGUUUGGGAUAUGCACAUAAUCUGACAAAAGAAUGGGGGAAAUGUUACUUUCAGAUCAGACUCUAUUGCCAUCUGGUGGGCUUUCGGAGAAUCAACUCUUUCUGCCCAUUUCCUGCCGUAUGCAUGGCUCACUGUCCUGAUAUCUCAAAUCUUAGUUAAAAAAAAGUUGCAUUACUUUUAAGAGAUCAGCUAGUUAUAUUUGAAUUAUCUGUUCUCUUUAUAAGAGAUACUAGUUUACCUGACCCCUCUGGGGUUUCUAUGACAAAGUUUUUUUAAAUAUGUUAUUUUUAAUGAGUGAAAUCAUGUAAUGUAUUCUGUCAAUCUGGAUAUGGCCGGCGAGGUACAGUUGUCCUCUUAUCGUGCCAGCGGGAUGUAAUGAUGGAUGAAGCAAUAUGUCCUUGAAGUGUGUUUUUCUUCCUUUGUGCAGUUUUUUUAUGGUUUGCUUGGUUCAUUUCAGAUACAGGAGUUAGAAAAAUAAAUUGAGUGCACUGCCCAAAUGACUUUAUUCUGUUCCUGCAGAGAAGAGCAAUACAAAUUGCAAGGCAGGCCAUGAAUUUAAAUGUUGAAUUGUUUAUGUUAGUGUAAAUUAUGUGUUGAUCAUUCUUUAUUCAUUGCUUGUACUAUUGUUUUGCCAUUUUAAAAGAUUAUUUUCUUUUUCAGUUGCUUGCAUUAUGUGACAUUUCAAAGGAUGUAUUCAAUUCUUUUUUUAGCUUUCCAUAGUGUAAAAGAAUUUUGUUUGUUGUGAUGUGCACAUUUUAUUUAAAGUAUUA